This is a messenger RNA of Phytomonas sp. EM1, 642 nucleotides long. Lineage: Eukaryota; Euglenozoa; Kinetoplastea; Trypanosomatida; Trypanosomatidae. The record is from the annotation of a GenBank genome assembly.
AUGGACAAGUCCAAGGCUAUUAAUGUACUGCGUGGAAUGAAGUUUAUGCAGCGCAAAGAGGAGGCUAAGCGUCGAGCGCUAUAUGAAAUCGAACAGCAAAAUCAAAUCGAGCAACACUUGCGCGAGCUUGACGCGGCAAAUGAAGCGGAUUUGCCCUCAUCGGCUCCCUCAGCCACCUUGCCGCCGCCGAUUAUCAUUCGCAAUUCGCCCUUCCCCCGAAGCGGAUACCUCAUGGCGUGUCGGACGUUCGAUUUUAACCCCAACGAAGUCGUGACGCCGCCUGUCGAGGAGUUCCACCCUCGUGAAACCCCAAUCGCGCGCUCCCCCCCACGAGCGAGAAGUGAAAGUCGCGGUGCUACGGAGGAUCUGUGGGAGGAGGACGAGGAGGGUAAGAAAGAAGAAGAGGUAGACCCCUCCGCGCCUUUGUGGGCCCCCACCCCUGUGGCGACGUCCAACGCGGCUCCCGUUCAACCGGCCAGGACGGAAACGAAACGCGAAGGCGGGGGGCGUUUUCACCCCCCCAACGCGAUCAACGCGCCGAAGCUGCCGAAGCGCCUCGCGAAGGAAAUGAUGGCGCGCCAGGGAGGCAGCAAGCGGCGCCGGAAGGAUGCGGACGACGGGGCGCCCGUCGAGGAGUCGUAA